AUGCGCCCUACGCCUACGGAACCCAUUUGUGAAGCAUUGAAGGCCACACCCAACAAAGCAAAGCCUUACGGCCCGAAGGAGUACACGAGCAAAAUAAAUGCUGCCAGUGGUGCUGGGAGCACGUCACAUAUUUCAGGAGGAUCAAAGUGUCCACUCUGUCUCCACUACAUCAGCGAGUUCUGUCCGACCAAAUGUUUCAAGUUCUACCGGAACGAUACCGGCUUACCGGGAAUGUGGAAGAUAGCCGUUGAAGAUCGUUAUGACGAUCGGAGAUACCCCAAUAUGUCUGAUAAUGACAGAUUCUCGUCGUCCACCGAGAACAGCUUCCUUGUGGAAACAGCCGUCACUACACUGAAUGCUAUCAGCCCAAAGCUGAACUCCAACCUCAUAUUCCCCAAGCAGUCCAGCCAGUUAGACCUCACACCCCGUCUCAUCGCCUUUCAAGCCCUCCUCGAGAAAUUGUCAUGUGCUCAACUGAGCUCUCUAUAA
This is a messenger RNA of Stereum hirsutum FP-91666 SS1, 489 nucleotides long. RefSeq lists its product as uncharacterized. The record is from RefSeq and is a predicted model, not a curated record. The transcript is spliced from 5 exons. Bases 1 to 489 code for a protein of 162 amino acids. Lineage: Eukaryota; Fungi; Basidiomycota; Agaricomycetes; Russulales; Stereaceae.